UCCAUGAGUUGAAAGCACUCAGACAAGAAACAGCCACACUCAGAAACACUUGGAGUUGCUGAAAUACUACGGUCUACUGGAUUUUCACUGUUCAACUUUUGAAAGACUAAUCAAGUAUGUGUAAAGGAUUAGCUGCUUUACCGCAGACCUGCCUUGUGAGGGCCAAGGAGAUCAAGUCUAAGUUGGGAGUGUUGCUGCAGAAGCCCGAUCAGAAUGCCAUAGACCUGAUCAUCCCCUAUCCGGAGAAAACCGAGAAGAAACCGGAGAAGCUGCAAAAGCCGACUGCAGAAGAAAUUGCUGAAUGGCGGGAGUGCCUGGACCAUGUGUUGACCAGCAAUUAUGGUGUGCAUGCCUUCCGUACCUUCCUGCAGUCUGAGUUCAGUGAGGAGAACAUUGAGUUCUGGGUGGCGUGUGAGGACUUCAAGAAGACCAAGAACCCAGUCAAGAUGGCCGCCAAGGCCAAGAAGAUCUACGAGGAUUUCAUCCAGGCUGAGGGACCAAGAGAGGUCAACAUUGACCAUGUCACCAAGGACGUAACCCUGAGAAACCUGGUGGACCUCUCCCCGGCGACCUUUGACCUGGCCCAAAAGAGGAUCUUUGCCCUGAUGGAGAAGGACUCCUUCGGGCGCUUCCUGCGGUCCGAGCAGUACCAGGAGAUCCUGGUCAACUAAAGCCUAUCCAUCUCGGUGGAAGGAGUAUUAAAUUCACUAUUAAGCUUGGAUUUGGUUUUAAAGGUAAAAGCUGAUUAAAACCCUGAUUAACAUAAAGAUGUUAUACAGUCAUUUUGGUUGGAUGGAUAAUGCAUGGGCUUUGAACAUCCCCCCCUUCCCCCACCCUAGAAUCGUUCUGAAAUGGUCUUCAUCUGUAUGGGUAUCAUUUCGUUUUAUUACAAGGAAAAACACAAGGAGGAGCUAUUUUCAAAAAAAUAAUAAAAAAAGGUUUUAUUGAAAGCAGUUAAUCAAGAUUACAUUCCUUAACAUGAAGAAAAAGUUAUCUCUCUCUAUUUGUCAUUGUAAUGGCCUUGAUAGUUUAAAUAAUAUGUUGAAAACUACAACACUAACACUUAAUGUUUACCACAUGACAUGACAUUUAAGUUUUACUAGGACUAGGCCCACAAAGUGAUGAGGAAAACAAGAUGGAAUACACAAAUGCUGUGGUAAGACCUAAACAUCAUCCAAAAACUAAGCAUUUGGCAAAGGUCUUUGGACCUUUUCUCUGGUAUUUCCAGAGCAAUUCACUGUCAAAUCAAUCCACAGUGAAUAUGUGCAUUGACCCGCUUCCAGUAAUAUUUCAACAUUUGAUUUAUUCAUCAAAGCUAGGUUAUGUCUCUCUCACAGGCACACACACACACACACACACACACACACACACACACACACACACACACACACACACACACACACACACACACACACACACACGCACACACACACCCACACACGCACACACACCCACAAACACA
This is a messenger RNA of Gadus macrocephalus (Pacific cod), 1462 nucleotides long. It is a transcript of the gene rgs5a, whose product is annotated as regulator of G protein signaling 5a. Bases 117 to 671 code for a protein of 184 amino acids. NCBI's taxonomy places the organism in Eukaryota, Metazoa, Chordata, Actinopteri, Gadiformes, Gadidae. The transcript is spliced from 5 exons. The record is from RefSeq and is a predicted model, not a curated record.